CCGUGGGUUCGGAUCCGGACCCCGCCUGCGCCGCCCGCCAUGCACGGCCUCGGGCUCCUGCUGCUUGCUGCGCUGUGGCUACGGGAGGUCGCCCCCAGGGCCACCCUGCCCCACGUGGAGCAGUACGAGGUGGUGAGGCCCCGGCGCCUGCCAGCACCCCGCACCCGCCGAGCCCUGCCCUCCCACUUGGGCCUGUACCCGGAGAGUGUGAGCUACGUCCUGGGGGCCCGAGGGCACACCUUCACCCUGCACCUUCGGAAGAACAGGGACCUGGUGGGCUCGGGCUACGUGGAGACCUACACGGCCGCCGAUGGCUCCCAGGUGACAGAGCAGCUGCGGAGCCAGGACCACUGCUUCUACCAGGGCAACGUGGAGGGGCACCAGGGCUCCGCUGCCAGCCUCAGCACCUGCGCCGGCCUCAGGGGCUUCUUCCAGGCCGGCUCCACCGUCCACCUGAUCGAGCCCCUGGAUGGGGGCGGGGAAGAGGGGCAACACGCGCUGUACCAGGCGCAGCACCUGCAGCAGAAGGCCGGCACCUGCGGGGUCAACGACAGCACCCUGGAGACCAUCCUGGGGCCGCGGGUCUCAGCGGCCCUCAGGCCCCGGAACUGGCCAGUGCCCCGAGAGACCCGCUACGUGGAGCUGUUCGUGGUCACGGACAGCACAGAGUUCCAGCGGUGGGGGAGCAGAGAGGCUGUGCGCCAGCGGGUGCUGGAGGUGGUCAACCACGUGGACAAGCUUUAUCAGGAGCUCGGUUUCCGCGUGGUGCUCGUGGGCCUGGAGAUGUGGAACAGUGGGGACAAGAUUCACGUCAGCACCCAGGCUGACACCACGCUGAACAACUUCCUGUCCUGGCGGGUGCAGGACCUGGCAGGGCGGCACCUGCACGACAACGCGCAGUUCAUCACCGGGGUCAACUUCGCAGGGACCACCGUGGGACUGGCCAAGGUGUUCACCAUGUGCUCCCAGCACUCGGGAGCUGUGAACCAGGACCACAGCCCGAACCCCAUCGGCGUGGCGAGCACCAUGGCCCACGAGAUGGGCCACAACCUGGGCAUGGACCACGACGAGAACAUCCAGGACUGCUACUGCCCGGUGCCGCGGGACGGCGGCGGCUGCGUGAUGGCGGCCAGCCUCGGCUCCAACUUCCCCAGAAAGUUCAGCCACUGCAGCCGGGCUGACCUGGAGUCGCUCGUGGAGAAGCCCCAGACGGCCUGCCUGGUGGGCGCCCCGGACCCCAACCGCCUGGUGGGCGGCCCCGUGUGUGGGAACCGGUUCGUGGAGCGUGGGGAGCAGUGCGACUGCGGCGCCCCCCAGGACUGUCAGAACCCCUGCUGCAAUGCCAGCACCUGCCUGCUGGCCCAGGGGGCCGAGUGUGCCCACGGCACCUGCUGCCACGAGUGCAGGGUGAAGCCAGCCGGAGAGCUGUGCCGCCCUGCAAAGGACCAGUGUGACCUCGGGGAGUAUUGCGACGGCCGGCAGCCCGCGUGUCCCGAGGAUGCCUUCUGGGAGAACGGCACGCCCUGCCCGGGGGGCUACUGCUACAACGGGGCCUGCCCCACGGUGGCCCAGAGGUGCCGGGACUUGUGGGGGCCAGGCGCUCGGGUUGCCGUGGAGACGUGCUACAGCUACAGCAUCUCCGCAGGCUGCAGGAGCGGGAUCCCCCUGGACUUCGGCAGGGUCAACAGGUGUGGCACUCUGUUCUGUGCGGGGGGGCAGAAGCCCCCGGAGCGGGGUUCCUGCACCCUCACCUCCUCCUCAGGUGGUUGCCAGGCUCUUGUCCAGGACAGCAGCAGCGCGUACGAGCCAGUGCCAGAAGGCACCAAGUGUGGCAAGGAGCAGGUUUGCUGGAAAGGCUUCUGCCAGGACCUCCGUGUCUACAGAUCCAAAAACUGCUCUGCCCGGUGUAGCAACCAUGGGGUGUGCAAUCACAAGGACCAGUGCCACUGCCACCCGGGCUGGGCCCCGCCCUACUGCGCAGAGCUGCUGUCUAACGUGCGCACAGGCUGGCCUGGACGGGCGCUGAGCCGCCCGAGGGCCCUCCCAGCCCCUGCUGCCUCGAGGCACGUCCGGCCCUGGUGGCACCUGGCCCCUCCUGUCCCCACAGCGUCCGGGAGCCUCCUGGUGGGUGUGCUGGUGCCUCUGGCGCUCCUGGUGCCUCUGGCGCUGGCCCUAGCAGGCGUGGUCAUCCACCGCAAAGCCCGGAGCCCCGUCCGAAGGAGGAAUGUGGCGCCCAAGACGGCCAUGGGGCUCUCCAACCCUCUGUUCCACAAAGGGCACAGGACGCCGGUUCCCGCCAAGGGGCCCCCAGAGCCAGGCCUUUCCUCCCACCCCAGCCAGCCGCCCAAACCCACGGCUUCCGCAGUGACCCCCAAGUGGCCACCCCCUGCUCCUCCAGCCGCUACGUCCAGCUCACCGUCCCCAGUUCCUGUGUACACCUGGCAGGCCCCGGGCCAGCAGCUCAGACCUGCUCCGCCCACCAAGCCCCUCCCGGUGCUGAAGGCCAAGCAGGUCGUCAGGCCAACCUGCACUCCACCGAUGCCACCCGUCAAGCCCAGGGCCGGAGGGGCCCAGCCUGGACCCACUCAGGUGAGGCCCUCACACCCAGGGCAGUGCCCUCCUGGCCGGGCAGAGCGAGCUGUCUUUCCCCAGCUGGCUGCCUGGGGCCCAGCCCUGAGAGGGUAUAACAUCCGCCCUCUACUCCGUCAGAUGACUUUUCAGGGCUUGCUGCUGCUUCUAGCUGUUACGGUGUCUUUUUCUCCACUAGUGGAGUUGUUGGCCCAAAGGUUGCUCUGAAACCCCCAGUCCAGAGGAGGUGAUGGGGCCCGACCUCAAAGCACCCUGGGGGGCAUCUGUGCACCUGUCUGGACGUUGCCUGUGGUCAUGUGACCUCGCCACCAGCACCAACAGACCAGCUGCCUGGCCCCAGGCCCUCCGUCCCCCUCCCUGAGGGCUGGGUCCACUGUGAAAAGUCCUAGCGGAAGAGCCAACUCCUCAUGGCCAGCACCCCACGGUCACAGCCCAGGCCCUCUCCACCCAGGACUCCGCGGUCGGGCCCUUGGCUGCUGUCCUGACCUCAGGAACGGGGGCCAGGCCACUGCCUCCUCACCCACGUGUGUCUCCAGACUGCCACUGGUAUCCUGUCUGGGUCUCUGGAAACCUCAGAUGCACAUUCAGUAGGGCUGAAAACUUUAAUGAAGUUUCUGUAUUCUACAAUUAAAUUAUUGAUCAAAUUCUAAAUGACGGGAGGUCGGUGGAAAAUGUUGCAUAUGCGAAACAAUGUGGAAUUUAUAAGAUUUAUGGGUCCAACCCUUGUUAAAAUAAAAGUCUACUGUAAAUC
Molecule: messenger RNA, 3340 nt
Organism: Mesoplodon densirostris (Blainville's beaked whale)
Lineage: Eukaryota; Metazoa; Chordata; Mammalia; Artiodactyla; Ziphiidae
Gene: ADAM8
Product: ADAM metallopeptidase domain 8
Exons: 24
Coding region: 40-2796 (918 amino acids)
Biological process (GO): regulation of cell-cell adhesion; proteolysis; positive regulation of cellular extravasation
Molecular function (GO): metalloendopeptidase activity; cell adhesion molecule binding
Source: RefSeq, a predicted model, not a curated record